AUGGGAAUUGAGCAUGAGCUGGUUGUGGUUGAUGAGUUCGACGCCUUAUCAAUCGAGUUGAGGAAACCAAAUGAGCCAUCAUCAUCAUCGUCAUCCUUGAGGGCUGCUCCUAUCGAGAAGUAUCCAGCCAAAACCCAUGCUAGGAAGGUGGCCGACAAACUGGGGGUAGACAAGGGCCUCAUCUACCUCCAGGGCAAGCCAACAACAACGUAUGAAGACUCAGACAUGGAGCCACCCUUUCGUCAGAGGCGCUACUUCUACUACAUGUCGGGCGCCGACUUCCCCGAUGCCCACCUGACCUACGACGUCGCAACAGAUCAACUACUACUAUGGAUCCCCACCCGCCAGCCAAGGGAGGAGCUGUACCUGGGUCGCAUCCCGAGUCGGGAGGACUGCAUGUCCCGCCUCGAUGUUGAUGACUGCCGCGACGUCGUCCAGAUGGCCCGCUUCAUCGCCGCCCACCUCAAGCAUCACCCGGGCACUACCCUCUUCCUGCUGCACUCUGACCAGGCUCCUGGCCUCGACGACCUGCCGGUCCAGUACACCGGUCGCCGCCUCGACAUUGGUCGCCUCCGCCUCGCCGUCGACGCCGCCCGUGUCAUCAAGACGCCCUUCGAGGUCCGCCAGAUCCGCCGUGCCAACCAGGUCUCCAGCGAGGCCCACCGCGCAGUGCUCCGCCAGAUCCGUCACCUGCGCAGCGAGGCCGACGUCGAGGCGGUCUUCGUCGCUGCCUGCCGCGUCCGCGGCGCCCGCAGCCAGGCGUACAACCCCAUUGCCGGCGCGGGCGCCAACGCCGCAACGCUGCACUACGUCGACAAUGCUGACCCGCUAAAGGGCAGGCAAACGCUUGUCCUCGACGCUGGGUGCGAGUGGGACUGUUACGCCAGCGACAUCACGCGCACCAUGCCCGCCGCGGGUCGCAAGUUCUCUCCCGAGGCGCAAACCAUCUACCGAAUCGUCGAGAAGAUGCAGAACGCCUGCAUUGACAUGGUGCGGCCGGGCAUGUCGUACCUGUUCAUCCAGACCACAGCCCAGAUGGUGGCCAUCGAAGAGUUCCUCAAAAUUGGUCUGCUAGUCGGGGACAAGGCCAAGAUCAUGGCCUCGAGGGUGAUCUCGGCCUUCUUCCCGCACGGACUGGGUCAUCACAUCGGGCUGGAGACGCACGACGUCCACUCUGACAGGCUGCUCGGGUAUGACAAGUCAUCAGCGCCCCUGUGGCUGGGCAAGAGGCUUGUGAUGAGCGUUGAGCAGUGCGACAGGGUCGCUGAGCUCAUGGUCACGACCCAACAGCAGGGCGCGGAAGCGAGGGAUGCAUUGUCGGAAGGCAUGGUGAUUACCAUUGAGCCGGGCAUAUACUUCAACCGGCAAUACAUCGAGGCCUUCUGCAGCGACAUGCCCGAGCGAGCCUCGUUCAUCAACAAGAGCGUGCUGGAUCGUUAUUACCCUGUUGGAGGUGUGCGAAUCGAGGAUGAUAUCCUGGUCACGGCAGAUGGUUACGAAAACCUCACCACCGCCCCCAAGGGUGAGGAGGCGCUGCGGAUCAUCAACGGGGACGACGUGGAGGCCGACACGGUCCUGGUGUAA
Pyricularia pennisetigena is the source of this 1584-nucleotide messenger RNA. RefSeq lists its product as uncharacterized. Gene Ontology annotation, molecular function: manganese ion binding; metalloaminopeptidase activity. Bases 1 to 1584 code for a protein of 527 amino acids. The transcript has 4 exons. The record is from RefSeq and is a predicted model, not a curated record. NCBI's taxonomy places the organism in Eukaryota, Fungi, Ascomycota, Sordariomycetes, Magnaporthales, Pyriculariaceae.